Messenger RNA from Oryzias melastigma (Indian medaka), 3298 nucleotides. RefSeq names its product protein kinase, cAMP-dependent, catalytic, beta a (gene prkacba). Gene Ontology annotation, biological process: peptidyl-serine phosphorylation. Gene Ontology annotation, cellular component: nucleus; cAMP-dependent protein kinase complex. The record is from RefSeq and is a predicted model, not a curated record. NCBI's taxonomy places the organism in Eukaryota, Metazoa, Chordata, Actinopteri, Beloniformes, Adrianichthyidae. Gene Ontology annotation, molecular function: cAMP-dependent protein kinase activity; ATP binding. Bases 765 to 1907 code for a protein of 380 amino acids. The transcript has 10 exons.
UGAGUUUGAAGUCUGAACCCCCUUUUAACCCCUUACAAUAAAGAAGUUAAGGCUAUUUAAAGUUGUAAGUACUGUCGGAUCUAAUCCACUAAACUGUGCCAUAGCUAGUGGCUUGUCUGGAGAGUCCUGAUCUUGACCUGCUUUUUGAUUGGCACACAGUCUUGUGACCGAACUGGAACCCACCUGGACUUUUUUUAGGAACAAAAACUCAUGACAUUUUGUCAUGCUUUUAUUUCAUAUUUCCCCAAACAUACAAGCUUCUUUUGAUAACUUUUGCACCACAAAGGCAGGGUAUAACACAAGGAGGACUGUAAUGUCAGACAUAACCACCAGAGAGCACAGUAGUCUGGAGAUGCCUCCUCUUUCAGUUAGUCUGUGGGUGUCACACUUCUCUUAUCAGCACUCUGAAUAUUCCAUAGCUGUGUUUUGUGUUAUGACUUGACUCUGCAAGGCUGGAUUUGUUUUUUCUUGGCUCUAUUUAGUUUGUGUAGCUGUUUUGAACACAGUGGCUCCUUUCACAGGAAACGAGCAGAAGAGCUCUUAAAUGACUUUAAAAAGUGGACAGACGUUUUUUCUUUUUUUUUUCCACUGAAGCUCUAGAACAGAACAGAACAGUACAUGAACAGGAAGCUUAACUUUACGCGGUUAACCAACCAUUGCAGAGCACUUGACUGCAUACAGGAAGUGCCUAUCAUUGAUGUCUAGGCUGAAAAACGGUUGCCUGUGGACAUUCUUUCUCAAACACUGAGACAUUUGUCUUAAAAAUGGCCCAAGGAAAAGAUCAGUCUUUUGCCAGCCGCUUAAUCCACAAAUAUCUAAAGAGUGGACAGGAGCACAAGGUACAGGAGAGUGAAGUGCCUUCUGUCUCUGAGUUUACCAUCAUAUGGGAUAAGCGGAUGAAAGAGUUCUUAGCUAAAGCCAAAGAAGAUUUUUUAAGAAAAUGGGAGUGUCCUCCACAGUGCACAACAAGCCUGGAUGAUUUUGAGAGGUUUAAAACUUUGGGUACUGGCUCCUUUGGACGGGUAAUGCUUGUGAAACACAAAGCAACCAACCAGUUCUAUGCCAUGAAGAUCCUGGACAAACAAAAGGUGGUGAAACUAAAGCAAAUAGAACACACUCUGAACGAAAAGAGAAUACUUCAAGCUGUGUCCUUCCCCUUCCUCGUCAGACUGGUGUAUGCUUUUAAGGACAACUCAAACCUCUACAUGGUCAUGGAAUAUGUGCCCGGCGGAGAGAUGUUCUCCCAUCUCAGACGCACUGGGCGGUUCAGUGAACACCAUGCAAGAUUUUAUGCAGCUCAGAUAGUGCUCACGUUUGAGUACCUUCACUCUUUAGACCUCAUCUACAGAGACCUGAAACCCGAAAAUCUGCUCAUAGAUCAACAUGGAUAUAUCCAGGUCACAGACUUUGGCUUUGCCAAGCGAGUAAAGGGCAGGACCUGGACAUUGUGUGGGACUCCUGAGUACCUUGCUCCAGAGAUCAUCCUCAGCAAGGGCUACAACAAGGCUGUGGACUGGUGGGCACUUGGAGUCCUCAUCUAUGAGAUGGCUGCUGGUUACCCCCCGUUUUUUGCAGACCAGCCUAUCCAGAUCUAUGAAAAGAUUGUGUCCGGCAAAGUUCGAUUCCCCUCCCACUUUAGCUCUGAUCUGAAGGACCUGCUGAGGAACUUGUUACAGGUAGACCUGACGAAGAGAUUCGGCAACCUCAAAAAUGGUGUGAAUGACAUCAAAAACCACAAGUGGUUCUCCACAACAGACUGGAUUGCAGUCUACGAGCGAAAGAUUGAAGCUCCCUUCUUGCCCAAGUGCAGAGGACCCGGAGACACGAGCAACUUCGAUGACUACGAAGAGGAGGACAUCCGUGUCUCGCAAACAGAAAAGUGUGCAAAAGAGUUUGCAGAUUUCUAGUGAAAGUCCUGAUGGUCGGGGAGGGGGGGUGGGGGGGGCUCUGGUGUUUCUGGACUGAGUUGGGAGUUAAAGUGGAAACGAGGCCAUUGCGUGCUUAAAACAAUUGCAGACAAAACGUCCACACAGCUGAAUGAGGUAUUUUUUGCCAUGGUCCUGCGUGCAGUUAAAUCUGACCCACACACAGGCACAUUAUGCAGACACCCCCUUGUGCUGCAACACUCUGUACCAAACCACCUUGUUAUCAUCGUUUGUCUUUAAUUGUCUGUGUUUGCCACUUUUGGGUGUCUUCCCUCUCCUUAUUUAAGUUCCAUGCGCAACGCAACAGGAAAACUACUUUUCAUCUGAUUUCAAAGAGGCACAAAGAGCGACCGUAUUAGCUGGUGUUACUCAUAUUUAGGCUUAGCGAGAAUGAAAGGGACUGUUUUACGUUUUUUAUUAUUAUUAUUAUUUGUCCGUUACAUGCCAGAGUGUCUUGUAGCUUUAAAUUCAGAAUCAACACUGUAAUCUUUCAUGAUUAAGACCUGGAUUCAUGCACACUGUACUGCAGUCUUAGACAAAAACACUGGAAAUUUUUACUUUUUCUUGGCCAAACAAAUACAUAUAAAGUGGAAAGAGAGAUGCUGAUAUUGUUCUCAGUUUUACCACUCCAGUAUUCGAUUCUCAGAAAUGAAACGGUGAAUCUGGUCAAAAAGUUUUAUUUAUUUUUAAAAUUUUGUUUAAUUAUUGGAUUGGAAGUGUACAUUUUUCACAUGCACGACUAUUAACUCACAGGUAAAGGACCUAAAGAAUAAGUAGCUUUUUGGUAUGUUUCAAAGACGACUUGUUUGAUGACAUUUUCAAUAGUUGAAAGGUCACUCCAAGAGGUUAUCUUUCUGAUAUAUCAUGGAUGUGAAGCUAUGUUGCUCAUGUGGACAGACUUUGUCCUCUUUGGUUUGUGCUUUUUUUAACUGCUUUGUUUGAGCAGAGCACACCUCAUCCAUUAAACAUUUCAUCUUAUUUUUUAACUUGCAUUUUUAUGAUUGUACAGCAGUGUCGUGUCAUGCUACCACAAUGUCUUGUUGUGUUGUUUUUGGUUUGUGUGUUCUUUUUUUUUCUUCCACUCAACUUGUGUCACAGCUUGAGGCAUUAAAGCAGUAGAUGAGUUGUUUUGAUCUCCCUGGCAUAAUCCACUUGAAGCAAAAGUGAAGCACUUAACUGUCAUGAUAGCAGAAAAAGGAUAUAUCAUAUCGUAUUUAUUCAUCUUGUUCAGCUCUUGUUUUAUCCAUAUGCUUAGUCUGUGUAUAACUUGUAGUCUCAUCACUUGCACUGUGACAGGACAAUAUCUAUUCAGUCUGUUUUAUCAGGCUGCAUAAGGUAUUUUCAAAUAAAUAAAAUAUAUAUAUCUAUUUAAA